UUUCCAAAUAAAGCAAAUCAAAUUCCCCAUUCCCGAUUUAUCUUUUCCACUUUUCCCCGCUUCUGAAUUUCAAUUUUUGUGAUUCCUUUCUUUCUCUCCUUAAAAGAAAUUCAAAAUCUACUUUUCCAGCGAUCAUUUGCUCGGAACACCGUGAUCAUGGGAGCUUCUCACAGUCGUGAAGGUCUAGAACUUUCCGAUGAUUCAGAUUACGAUGACGACGAGGAAAGCACCAAAACGGAAAGUGAAGAACAGUACGAAGACGCCGCCGACGAUCACGCUUCAACGAGGACUCCGCCGGUGAGUAGCAAAACCCUAGACGAAGUCGAUUCUAAACUCAAAGCACUAAAACUUAAGUACGGUUCAGCUGAAACACCGUCUAAUCUAAAAAACGCCGUUAGAUUGUACUUGCAUGUCGGCGGUAACACGCCGAAAGCCAAAUGGAUAACCUCUCAGAAGCUAGCGUACUAUGAAUUUGUUAAAACAUUGAAAAUCGACGGUGAUGAUGAAGAUGAUGAUUACGAAUUGUCAAGUCGAGAGGGGUUUUGGGUUCUGAAUGUGGGGAAGAAAAUUAGGGCUAAGGUUUCGACUGAUAUGCAGUUGAAAAUGUUUGGAGAUCAGAGGAGGGUUGAUUUUGUGGAUAAAGGAGUGUGGGCUUUGAAAUUCUUUGUGGAUGAUGAGUAUAGGGGUUUUAUUAGUAAGUUUCAAGAUUGUUUGUUUGAGAAUGUGUAUGGAAUGGAGGCUACAGAGGCAAAUAAAGUGAAGAUUUACGGAAAGGAAUUUGUUGGAUGGUUAAGACCUGAGGAAUCAGAUGAUGCAAUGUGGGAAGAUGCAGAUUCUGGAGUGUGGAAGGGUAGUGGGAAGAGUCCCAUGACGCCGGUGAGGGAUAGCCAAGAUUUGCUGGAGGAGUUUGAGGAAGCUGCUACUGGUGGAGGAAUUCAGAGUCUGGCAUUAGGGGCUUUGGAUAAUAGUUUUCUUGUGAAUGAUUCAGGGGUGCAAGUUGUGAAAAAUUUCAGCCAUGGGAUCCAUGGGAAAGGUGUUUAUGUGAAAUUUGAUGAAAAGGAUAAGAGGGGAAGUUCAACCCCAAAAAAGGCUCUUUUGAUGCGUGGAGAAACUAAUAUGAUGCUAAUGAGCCCUUUUAAGGAAGGGAAGCCUCGAUCUACGGGGCUUCACCAAUUGGAUAUUGAGACCGGGAAGAUUGUCACUGAAUGGAAGUUUGAGAAGGACGGGACUGAUAUUACCAUGAAGGAUAUAACAAAUGAUACAAAAGGGUCACAGUUGGAUCCUUCUGAAUCGACAUUUUUGGGCUUGGAUGAUAACCGGCUGUGUCAGUGGGACAUGCGUGAUAAGAAAGGAAUUGUUCAGACAUUAGCCAAUACAAGUUCUCCUGUUUUGCAUUGGACACAAGGGCAUCAGUUCUCUAGAGGGACAAAUUUUCAAUGCUUUGCCACGACUGGUGAUGGCUCCAUUGUAGUUGGAUCACUUGAUGGGAAGAUUCGUUUGUACUCGAAGACCUCGAUGAGGCAAGCAAAGACUGCAUUCCCUGGGCUUGGCUCUCCGAUUACACAUGUUGAUGUUACUUAUGAUGGCAAAUGGAUACUUGGCACGACAGAUACAUAUUUGAUCUUGAUAUGCAGUUUGUUUACUGAUAAGGAUGGGAAGACCAAAACGGGUUUUACUGGUCGAAUGGGAAAUAAAAUCCCUGCCCCAAGAUUUUUAAAGCUGACUCCAGUUGAUGCGCAUAUGGCUGGGGCAAAUAACAAGUUCCAUGGUGGCCAUUUCUCAUGGGUUACUGAAAGUGGAAAACAAGAACGCCACUUGGUUGCAGCAGUAGGCAAGUUUAGCGUGAUAUGGAAUUUCCAGCAGGUGAAGGACAGUGCUCACCGUUGCUAUCAGAAUCAGCAAGGGCUGAAGAGUUGCUAUUGUUACAAGAUAGUGCCAAAGGAUGAGUCAGUUGUUGAGAGUCGUUUCAUGCAUGACAAAUAUGCCGUCAGUGACUCACCAGAAGCUCCUUUGGUUGUGGCAACUCCAAUGAAAGUUACUUCCAUCAGCAUGUCUGGCAAGAAGCGGGGGCUGGGAACUAGUUGACCGGUGAUUUGAUCAAUGCGUGCAAGAAAAACUUUCUAUUGUGUAUGUAGGAAGGUUUGAGUUCAUUUUUUUUUUUACGAUCCCUGUAUUGUUUUAUCGUUUAUUUGUUUGUGUUUAUGUUUUACAAACUGCUUUUUAAACCGCAUACUGUAAGUACGAGUGGAAUUCUUAUGAGUUAUGACGUGCAAGAUAUUGUGUCAGAGAAUGUUUGGAUGAAGAAGUUUGUGCAUAUAAUUCAAGUCAAAUAAAUUCAAGCCCUA
Molecule: messenger RNA, 2345 nt
Organism: Nicotiana tabacum (common tobacco)
Lineage: Eukaryota; Viridiplantae; Streptophyta; Magnoliopsida; Solanales; Solanaceae
Product: protein CYPRO4-like
Cellular component (GO): cytoplasm; nucleus
Molecular function (GO): protein binding
Source: RefSeq, a predicted model, not a curated record